Durio zibethinus is the source of this 987-nucleotide messenger RNA. The record is from RefSeq and is a predicted model, not a curated record. Lineage: Eukaryota; Viridiplantae; Streptophyta; Magnoliopsida; Malvales; Malvaceae.
UACUGUCUACAGCCCUGAGAAUCCUUGUCUGUCACAUCUCCUUUUCACCUUCUCUUUCUCUCUGUUCAUCUCUCCCACUCGCAGACAAAGAGGUUAUCAGGUUAAGUUAAAGAGAUCAAACUCUGAGAACUGUCUAUCCAUUAUUGCUAGCUAGUGUUGCGGCUACAAAGCUUAUUACAUGGAUGAGAAGUGGAAAAUAUCAAAGAAGGAAGCUUCAGGUAUCCAUUGUUCAAGUUCUUCAAAGUUUUCACUCUCAAGGAGUUUUUCAGCAAAGAGCAUUUCUUCCAAGUCUCCUCUUCUUAGGAGUUCUUCACAGAAGAACUCUUGUUCUUCUUCUUCUUCAUCAUCUAAAUGUCCACUACCCCGAAGUUUUUCGCAAAAGAGUUCGUCUAUUUCACGUAAAUGUAGUAGCUUAGCCAAGGAACAGAAGGCAAGAUUCUACAUUAUGAGGCGCUGUGUUGCCAUGCUUGUUUGCUGGCAUAAGCAUGGAGAUUCUUAAAGAGAUGAAGAGAUGAUCAUAAAUAGAUCGGCAGGGAAAGUUCCUUUCUCUUUUCUCCAAUUGUUUCUGCAGGAUGGUUCUUGGAUUUUGUUUGUCUUGGGUCUUGGAUUUCAUCCAUUGGAUCAAGAUCAAAUAAAUGUCAGAGUUUUUCUUGCUUACCUUCAUUUUUAAUUAGUUCAGUUCAGUUUGUAAUUAUAAAUGAGAGAGCUACAAGUUUUAUAGUUGUAAGAAAAGACUAUAUCCAAAAAAUAUAUUUCUGUCAAAUCUUAAACUAGAUAGAGUUUUUUUCUAAUCUUUUCUUCCUCCUUUUGCACCCUGUGAUUUCUUUGGUUAAUCAAAGCAGAUGUCAGAAUCAGGAGAUCUUCUUAAAUUCGAUGGAGUGGCUUUUGGUUGGUUAUGUUGUUCCUAUGAAAUUCCUUUCAGCUGCAGCCAGUAUAAUAAUAGGACAUCAUUGGCUAUUGGAUCUGAAUUGGGAAUGAAAGCCAUCU